Patella vulgata (common limpet) is the source of this 2345-nucleotide messenger RNA. RefSeq lists its product as uncharacterized. The transcript is spliced from 2 exons. The record is from RefSeq and is a predicted model, not a curated record. NCBI's taxonomy places the organism in Eukaryota, Metazoa, Mollusca, Gastropoda, Patellidae. Bases 116 to 1354 code for a protein of 412 amino acids.
GAGGGACAAUAAACCGCAGCAGAUACAAAUAUAUAUACACCAAGUCCGGGUGGGCACGUAAUCUCCCAAGUUUGUCGCCAGCAACCUAGAAUUACAAUUAAACUUCAGCUUACAGAUGAAGAUGCUGAGGAAGAUGAAGUUGAUGUUGUUAUUGUUGGCUGUAGUCUUUAUGGUCCUUAUUCAGAUAUCAUAUCAUAUGACCACUACGUCACAGAAGUCGACCAAUCAUAUUGAUGAUUCUUCAAAUCUGACAUAUAAGCAGAUUAACCAACUAGAAUCACGGAUAUAUAUAAAUACCAGGACAGGAGGAGACCAAUCAAAACAGCGUUAUUUGAUUUAUAACUGCGAUGGGAAGUCGGGUCCGUGUGGGGGACUUUUCGACCAGUUGAAGGGAGUUAUGACUGGGUAUUUAAUAUCUCAACUAACCGAUCGCGUGUUUCUUAUCGAAAUGACGUCGACGUCAUGUAAACUUUCGUCAUACCUUUCACCUAAUAAAGUAGCAUGGAAUAAUACAAUACCAAAAAAUGUUCUGACAAAACUAACAAAGAGCAGAAAGUAUUUCGUUGAUUCGGUUACUUUUUACAAAGGAGUUGCAACUUAUGAUUUCCAGGAACUAUUUAAAGAAGAUGUCAUUUAUUUCCGUGCUAAUCUUGAUUAUAUAGAUAAUUUGAAAUUAAACGUUAACUAUAAAAGCAAAUUAAAGUGGAUGGAAAAUCGGACUAGAGAUAAGAUUUACCAAAAUAUAUUUCAUGAUUUGUUCAAAAUAUCGGAUAAAAUACAACUGAUAUUAGACGAUUUUCUGGAAAGAGCCAAACCACGUGCGGCGAAGAAUAGCUCUCUUGUGUGUGCUCAUAUCCGGACGGGUCGAAAUCCAACGAUUCCUCGCGAUUCCAAGGUGAUUUCAACUACAGAAGACGUAAAGAACGGUUUGCGUUUCUUACAUCAAAAGGUUUGUGAAAUCAGUAAAAAUAGAUCCCAAUCAUGUCUUAAUGAAACAUCUACCGGAAGUAACUUUUAUAAACACGUUAAAGUAUUUGUAAGUUCUGAUUCUUAUGACGUUUUGGAAACUGUCCGACAAGAAUUCAAAAUGGAGAUUGUGGAAAACAAAGGAGUAAUUGUCCAUGUUGAGCUAGGGAGACAACACAAAAACAUAUGUGAAGGUUUUGAAAAACUUGUAUCCGAUUUUCUAAUUUUAACUAAAUGUGAUGUUUUGCUGUUGAGCAAAAGCGGUUUAAGCAGAAUGGCGUCGUAUAUUCGUGGAGGCAGUAAUGGGUUAUAUUGUAAUAUAAAAAACAAAGGUGUUCAAAAGUGUGAGGUUGAAAAACUUAAAUCCUUAUAUAAGGUCAAAGGGUAAACAUGGGCCGGAAGAGUACGAGGCAAUUGGGUUCCACGUGAGUCAAGGUCUCAAUGCUUGGAUGGAUAUCAUUCUGGCUAACGCUAACAUCGCUGUAAUAUUAUUCCAUCCUGGAUACCAACACUGUAAUAUUAUUCCAUCCUGGAUACCAACACCGUAACAUUAUUCCAUCCUGAAUACCAACACUGUAAUAUUAUUCCAUUCUGGACACUGUAAUAUCAUUCCAUCCUGGAUACCAACACUGUAAUACUAUUCCAUCCUAGAUACCAACACUGUAAUAUUAUUCCAUUCUGGACACCAACACUGUAAUAUUAUUCCAUCCCGGAUACCAGCGCUGUAAUAUUAUUCCAUCCUAGAUACCAGCACUGUAAUAUUAUUCCAUUCUAGAUACCAACACUGUAAUAUUAUUCCAUUAUGGAUACCAACACUGUAAUAAUACCAAGGUGAGAAACCAGCUGGAUUUAAAUAAUUGCCAUCAAAGUUCACUACUCUAGAUUCCAUCAACCAGUGGCAAUACUCACUAGUGUUCGCUAGGUAGACAAUCGAGUCUACGAUGACGUUUUAAAAUAAGUAAACUUUGAUCCCAAUUCUUUUAAUCCAAUCUGUUUCUCACCUUGGUAUUAUCAGGGGGUGCUCGAUUGUCAGUCCGGAACGUCCCGAAUUGACAGAUUUGCAAUCAAGUGAUACGGAAUUCAGCCCUGUCACAGUUCUGCCAAUCCUAACAGCUGAGGUUGUGUGAGUCGAAUCGUGACGUAUGAUUGGUUGAGAUAUAUUUUUAUGCAGUCGGCACAUCCGUUGUACUUCGAAAUUCGAUUGACACUAUUUUUGGAAUUGAGCGAUUUAACUCUGGAACGUUCAAUCGAGUAUCCCCACUAUCUACUGAACGAGAAUCAGUUUCAGACGAGUUAUUUGCCCCUGAGUUAGAAAUCUCGUUCAGACUUGACACUCUCGCUUACGAACAUGUACAUAACAGUCGUUAGACAUAUACUUA